This is a messenger RNA of Ictalurus furcatus (blue catfish), 3240 nucleotides long. It is a transcript of the gene ccn4b, whose product is annotated as cellular communication network factor 4b. The record is from RefSeq and is a predicted model, not a curated record. Gene Ontology annotation, biological process: signal transduction; cell adhesion. Gene Ontology annotation, molecular function: integrin binding; heparin binding. Lineage: Eukaryota; Metazoa; Chordata; Actinopteri; Siluriformes; Ictaluridae. Gene Ontology annotation, cellular component: extracellular region; extracellular matrix. Bases 1364 to 2440 code for a protein of 358 amino acids. The transcript is spliced from 6 exons.
AGUCAAUGUCUGUGAUAGAACUGUAAGAAAUGGGCUGAAUGAAAUGUGAUUUAGACAGAAAGCCAAAAGAAAACCAGCACUAACACCUAAACAGAAGAAAACAAGAUUACAGUGGGCUAAAGAGACGCAAUCAUGGAGUGUGGAUGAUUGGAUGAAAGUGAUAUUCAGUGAUGAAUCCUGAAUCUGCAUUGACAAAGGACAUGAUGCUGGAACUUUUGUCUGGUGCCAUUUUAAUGAAACAUAUGAAGAUGACUCCCUGAAGAUAACAAUCAAAUUUCCCCACUCAUAUCAGGUAAAGGACCAGGAGUGACCUCAACAAUCAAUGCAAAGCUGUACACUGAAAUUUUGGACACUUUUCUCCUUUCAUCAAUAGAAAAUAGAUUUGGUGAUGAUGAAGUCAUUUUUCAGGAUGAUAAUGCAUCUUGCCACAGAGCAAAGAAUGUUGAAGCUUUUAUUCAGGAAAGGCAUAUCAACUCAGUCCGGAUCUCAAUCUGAUUCAAAUUUAUGGUGGAAAUUUACAAAAUUGGUCCAUGACAAGGCUCCAUCCUGCAAAGCUGAUCUGUCAACCGCUAUUCUAGAAAGUUGGAACCUGCUUGAUGGAGAACUUUUUUUUUUUUUUAAUUCUAUUCCUAUUUAAUGUGUAUUCUUACCUGUUUUUGUGUAAUUAAGUUGCUGUAACGAGGGAAUUUCCCCAGUCUGGGAACAAUAAAGUUUUUAUCUUAUCUUAUCUUAUCUUCAUUAGUGAAGUUUACACCUCAAAGAAUUGAAAGAUGAAGCAAGGGUUAAAUCCCACUCUCAGCACUAUCAGCAGGUAUUCCAACAGCAUUGUGGGUAAUGUAGGAACUUGUUACCCAAAGUUUCAAUUGAAAAAUGUCAGCUCAAACUUUCAGUACAAAAUAUAUCUUUGGACGGCACUGAAAAGGUUACAUGUUACUGAUAAAGCCUAAUAGGUAAGUCGUUGAGGAAGGAUUUUUUCCUUCAAAGCUCAGCAGACAGAGCUGAUUCACCACGCUCUGUUUUAGCUAAAGGGGAUGAAAGCAGGAGGAAAAACACGAAGCCAAACGAAUGACCAGUCUGAGAGCUCACGUCAGCACAGCUGUGUGUGUGUGUGUGUGUGUGUGUGUGGCACUGAAGAGAGCGGCUGAUGGAAGAAACACCCGCGCGCACAGAGCACCAUGGAGUUUAGUUACAACAGAGAAUGAUUGUUGAAUUUUGAUGUCUCGAUGCGUCUCUCGCGGGAUUUCAGUGAUGAGGUGGCUCCUGUCGUGGAUCCUGCUGGUAACCGGUGGACUUCAUCUGUGUGAUCCUGAUAUAGUAGGCAUAUGAUGUCUGUGAACAUAUUAUCAUCUGGAAAUGUUUCAAAAUGUUUAAGGAAAAAGUCAAAAGCAGUGAGUCUAGCCUAUCAAAGAAAUCUGUUUUAUCCCAAAGUCCCACAGUCAUUUCAGUUGUGAACACAGACCUGGACCUGUUUAACAGGACACAGUACUGUAAGUGGCCCUGUAAAUGUUCUAAGCUGACCCCUGUGUGCCCUCUGGGGGUCAGUCUGCUCACAGAUGGCUGUGACUGCUGUAAGGCCUGUGCUAAACAGCUGGGAGAAACCUGCAACGAGAGAGACACAUGUGACUACCAUAAGGGGCUGUACUGUGACUACAGUGCUGACAAGCCUAGGUACGAAAAAGGCGUGUGUGCAUAUCUGGUCGGGACAGGCUGUGAGUAUAAUGGUGUGAUCUACCGUAAUGGUCAGAGCUUUCAGCCUAGCUGUAAGUACCGCUGCUUGUGUGUAAAUGGGGCAAUCGGGUGUGUGCCACUGUGUACUGACUCUCUGCCGCCUCGGGGGUGGUGUCAGUUACCCAAGCUGGUGAAGAUUCCAGGCCAUUGCUGUGAGAAGUGGUUCUGUAUUGAACCUCGAAAAACCCGCAGGACGAGCCCAAGACAUGCUGUGGAAGUGUCUCUAAGCACCAAUGAGAUCUGGCACAACAACUGCAUUACCCAGACUAGCCCUUGGAGUCCGUGCUCAAAGACCUGUGGGCGGGGUGUAUCCAUGCGACACUCCAAUGACAAUGCCCAGUGCAUGAUGGAGAGUGAAAGCCGGCUGUGUAAUCUCAGGCCCUGCGAUGUGGACAUAACCAAACAUUUUCGGCCGGGGAAGAAAUGCCUGAACAUCUAUCGUGAGCGUGAAUUUCAGAACUUCACCAUCUCCGGCUGCAUCAGUAAGAAGCCCUACUGGCCCAAAUACUGUGGAGUGUGUUCAGAUGAACGCUGCUGCAUCCCUUACAAGUCGAAGACUAUCGAGGUGGAGUUUGAGUGUCCCAAUGGAGCAGUGUUCACCUGGAAGUACAUGUGGAUCAACGCAUGCUUCUGCAACCUCUCCUGCAGAAACCCCAAUGAUAUCUUUACUGACCUGGUGCCUUACUAUGAGCACAAUGAGAUCAUGAACUGAGACUGAGAGGAGUGAUGACCACAGAUUUUCCACAAUCCCAGUGCUGGCUGACGGGAUCAGUGAUUAGAAGUCAUUUCAAGAGGUCAAAACCAGAAUCCUUUCACUCGUGUGUGUUCAGAUAAUACAUAUAUAGAGUUAAAGCACAUUCUGGGUGGGUAUUAAUUUGCCACAUUCAAAUUCUGUGUGUUAGAGGAAAUAAGAAACACCUGGUAUGCACGGUAUUUCAGUUUGCGUCAGCAAAACCACAUUCUACGGUGCAGGAAAGUAUUUCAAAUUUCCAAAAGACACACACUUCAGGAGGAUUUUAUCCCACUCAUUUGGAAUGUGGUUCGGUUGGAAAAUGUGUCCUUUGACAUUUUUCAACGUCUUAAAUCACAGAGGAGCCACAGGGCUUAUGUAAUGGAAAUGCUCUACAAAAUGAAUUCAUAUGAGGUUUUUAUAUUCCUUACAUGAAAAUAUAAUAUUUUGAAACAGUCACAGGUUUUAAGCACACAUUUGUUUUUUUAAAAUGAAGAAAUAGGUGGUUUGUUUGUACAAAAUUUGUAAAUUGUGAUUUUAAUGUUGUUUAUAUCGAGUAGCACUUUCUAAUGGAUUAUAUUUGAAGAACUUAUUCAGACCUGAAAUGUCUUUAAUAUUUGUACGUUUUACAGCAAGGCCAAGUAUAUGUAUUCCCACAUAUGUCACUAUGUUAAAUAUACAAUUAGCUGUCCAAUUAACUUAUUUUCUAUAUUCAAAAUCAAGAAGUAUGUGAGACAAAUAUGAUAAUAUCCACUGAUUAAAGAGGAUGAACAGCAAAAACA